Talaromyces proteolyticus is the source of this 2682-nucleotide messenger RNA. RefSeq lists its product as uncharacterized. Gene Ontology annotation, molecular function: ubiquitin-like modifier activating enzyme activity; tRNA threonylcarbamoyladenosine dehydratase activity; hydrolase activity. Gene Ontology annotation, biological process: cyclic threonylcarbamoyladenosine biosynthetic process. The coding region runs from base 1 to 2682 and encodes 893 amino acids. The record is from RefSeq and is a predicted model, not a curated record. The transcript is spliced from 5 exons. Gene Ontology annotation, cellular component: mitochondrial outer membrane. NCBI's taxonomy places the organism in Eukaryota, Fungi, Ascomycota, Eurotiomycetes, Eurotiales, Trichocomaceae.
AUGAGUUCGUGGCUUCAGCGCCAGGCUGGCUCUCACAAUGUCCAGCUUGCCGCUGCGGCGGUCCUGUCGGGAGCUGCUGUCGCUGCAGGCAUAUUUGGUUUCCAAUCCUACCAAAGACGUGAAGCUGUCGAAAGAUUGAAAAAAUCUAUCCCAGGAAUUGAUGAACGCCACCACGCCGAAGUGCUGACCGAGUACGGGACUGCUGGUCCAUUGCAAAAAUUGAGCCCGGAAGAUGAACGCAGUGCGGCACUUGCACGACGGGCGCAGCAAGGAGAUUACGAUGAGGACCUCAUUCUUGAACAGCUUGCACGGAAUCGCGUUUUCCUGACUGACGAUGGCCUUGCAAAGCUCCGUUCUUCGUUUAUUGUUGUGGUCGGUUGUGGUGGUGUUGGGUCGCACGCAACAGUAGCUCUCGCCCGCUCGGGAGUUUCAAAAAUCCGUCUCAUUGACUUUGACCAAGUGACGCUCUCAUCGCUAAAUAGACAUGCGGUCGCUACAUUGGCAGACGUGGGCACCCCGAAAGUUCAGUGCAUCCGACGACGGUUGGAGCAGAUCGUGCCGUGGGUGCAGCUAGACUGCAGAAAUGAGCUCUACGGCGCCGAUGUUUCCGACAGACUCCUGGCUCCUUGGUCACUUGGUAGAGUUACGGGACAGAAGCCAGAUUAUGUUAUUGACUGUAUCGACAAUAUCGACUCCAAGGUGGAGUUACUACAAUAUUGUCAUUCAAAUAAAAUUCCCGUUAUCUCAUCGAUGGGCGCCGGCUGCAAGUCUGAUCCUACAUGUAUUGGGGUUGCGGACAUAUCUGCUAGCACAGAGGAUCCGCUAUCGCGCGCUACUCGUCGCCGUUUACGACUACUUGGCGUGAGCACCGGUAUUCCGGUUGUCUUUUCUACUGAGAAACCGGGACCUGGGAAGGCAUCUCUAUUGCCGCUCCCGGAAGAAGAAUUUGCCAAGGGAAAGGUGGGCGAACUCGGUGUCUUACCCGACUUUCGGGUACGAAUUCUCCCUGUUCUGGGGACAAUGCCAGCUGUAUUUGGCUACACCAUUGCCAACCAUGUCAUCUGCCAUGUCUCCAACUACCCCAUCGAUUAUAGUCUUGCAAGUAAAGGAAAGGACGGGGUCAAUGAUACGGUCUUCAAUCAGCUGCGAGGUUUGAUAGAGAGACUGGUGAGAGCUGAGGAUGGGAAUCUACAACUCCAAGGAAUGCGCCUGCCACUCAGCCGGGACGACGUCGGAUAUAUGCUCGAUGAGAUCUGGCGAGGACGAAGUGCAAUUAGCGGACUUCCAAGCCGACUGGCCCUUGUUCCCUGGGAGCGGCCUGCCACGGGAUUCAGAAUUGAUCCGCAAUGGGAACGAGAGGGACAGAAGCUGGUCAGGGUGGGCGUGCAGAACCUGGUCUGUAUGACCAAGGAAGAAUCGGCCCGGCAUGAGAGGGAAGUCCUCCGAGGCGGCAAGCGCGUAGAAGAUGUGUACGAUGAAAAGCAGCUGCAGUCAGUACGGGCUCGAUUGAAAGAGGCAGAGAUAUAUGAGCGAAAUCGUGUGCCCCAGGCCAGCAGCUGCAUCGGCCGCAGGCCCUUGAUCGACUAUGUGAAGAAUAGCUGGGAUAGCUCGAGUUCGCAGCGUCGUACGAGUUCGAUUUCCUCGUCCAGCUCCUCCGAGUUUCAUGGGCCCCAAUCGGCUCGUCAUAUUCUGUCCAUGAUAUCAGCACCAAAGUUCAGACGGUACCUGAUCGUUUACGUCAUCCUCGUCGUAUCAUUUUACUUUGGAUGGAAUUCCUACCUACAGCCAAUGCUGGAAGAGAGAGCCGGCCUAGUCAGGGCCCUGGAUGUGGCGACAAUGAACCAGGCUGGGGGUUGGUUUGGUACAAAUACGAGGCCAGAGUUUGCAGAUAUGGUGCCAAUAAGAAGUCUUGACCCGGCUUUGCUACCUGCGUCUGAAAAGGCGGUACUAGUGGAACGUCUGCUGGAGAAGGUGUCUUUUAAUCGGGAAAACGGAGACCACCUCGUAUUUACAGGUGAUCUUAUACACAAGGGCCCUGAUAGUAGCGGCGUAGUAGACAUUGCGCGCGGAUUACAAGCUUCUUGCGUGCGCGGAAACCACGAGGACCGCAUUCUGCUUUUGCGAUCGCAAAUGAAAAUCGAUAAUACUUUUAAUAAUCCCGAAAAGGACUAUAACCAAAUCGACAUCUCUCAGCGCAAAGUUGCCAGAGAAUUGAGCGACGAACAAGCUUUAUGGCUACAGCAGUGUCCGGUCAUUUUGAAAAUCGGACAAGUUAGCGGCAUGGGCGAUGUGGUAGUCGUCCAUGGUGGUUUAGUCCCAGGCGUGAACCUCGAUCGGCAGGAUUUAUCGAGUGUCAUGACGAUGAGAUCAAUUGACUCGGAAACCCAUGUUCCGAGCGCGAAAAAAGAAGACGGUUUGCUGUGGACCAAGCUCUUUAAUAAAUACCAAGAACUUCUCUCAGAACAUAUUGCAAAAUCAGUCAGUGGUGUCUACGGCGCCGUGUCUCGCACAACGACUGUUGUCUACGGCCACGAUUCCUCUACAUCCCUCAAUAUACAACGGUACACCAAAGGUCUCGACUCGGGAUGCGUGUAUGGUCGCAAGCUAAGCGCACUCGUCAUUGAAAAUGGCGGGAAGAACAAGAUUGUACAAGUGAAAUGCAAUAAAUAUAUGAAUCCAUAG